AGGGGCUCUUGGUGGCUCCUGGAGCCGUAAGAGGAGCUCGACUGCCAGCCCUUGUGAGCAGGACCGCCGGAAGGACUGGGGCCAUGCCGAGCUGCUGGAGGAAUAAUCUCCAGACCCCCACUGAGGGCCGUAGACCUCCAGGCCUUUGCCUACCUCCUCGGCUUCUGGCAUCAGGAGCUUUGCACCUGCCUGUCCUGGGUCACCCCCCAGGUGGCUUGGAUGCAGCCGCCUCCAAGGGAAACCUGUGCCCACGUCCUGCUUCUGCCUCGUGUCCUGCCCGACGCUUUGCCGCCGGACACUCUCCCACACGUGCAGAAAGGGUCUGCCGAGUCUCCGGACACUGAGGCUAGGGCCGCGCCUGUGUUUCUGCUCUGGGCCAGCUCUCUCUGGGGCCGAUGUUGUAGUGAGACAGGCGCAGGCAGGAGAUGGAUACCCUUGGUCCUCACGUUCGCGGAUUCUGUGUUUGCAAAGUCUCCUACCAGCUGAACUUGUAACCCCAAAGCCGAUGCACACCUUCCCAGCUGAGGUGGAGCCGGGCGACGCCCUGUCAACAGGCAUCCUUUUUAGGGUGUAUCUGGUGCCACGUUUUUGCAGUUUGUGCUGUUCGUUGGUGUUUCUGCAGUUUAAAAUGGCCCCAGACCUGGUGCUGGGGUGCUGUCUAGUUUCCUCAGCUCAACGGGGCUGUGACGUGCCUUUUGUAGAAAAUCUGCAUGUUCGACAAGCUUUGUUGAGGGUGCUCAAGGCGCGGGUGCGGCAGCUGCAGGCCGAGGGCGUGGCAGAGGUGCCGGUGAAGAGGGUGGCCAAGAGGGUGACCGUGGCUCGAGCCCCGGAGGCUGGCGGCGCGCAGCCGCCCAGGCAGGCCCAGGCCGGGGCCCAGGGGGCCGCCGCCACACCCAGCAGCCGCUGGGCGCAGAAACUGGACAGCGAUCAGCAGCUGACGGAGAAGCGCAAGCAGCGGCUGGAGGGGAAGCUGCGGAAGCGUGUGGAGAAGGGGGCCUGGCAAAAGCAGCUGCGCCUGGAGCCCCGGCUGCUGAGCAGGAAGCUGGCGGGCCAGCUGCAGCACUGGGAGCAGGGGGCGCCCCGGAGCCCGUGGGAGGAGCAGCUGGCACAGCUGCUGCAGGAGGCCCCACACAGGCUGAGCAGCGAGGCGGCGGCGGCUCCGGCGGACAGAGGCCCCGAGUCGCGGCUGGAGGGCCAGCAGCAGAGGCUCCUGUCCUUCUUUGAGUGCUGCCUGCUCACGGGCCACCUGCCCCUGGCCCACCACGUGCUGGUCACCCACCACAGCAAGUCCCAGCAGCAACGGCUGCUCACGCUCUCCAUGUACAACAUGGUCAUGCUCGGCUGGGCUCGCCAGGGCUCCUUCAAAGAGCUGACGUACGUGUUCUUCAUGCUGAAAGACGCCGGCCUCGCCCCGGACCUGCAGUCCUACGCGGCUGCCCUGCAGUGCAUGGGGCGCCUGGACCAGGAUGCUGGUACCAUCCGAAGGUGCCUGAAGCAGAUGGCGCAGGACGGGCUACAGCUGCAGGGGCUCUUCACAGCUGUGCCGCUGAGCGCCGAGGAGCGGGCUGAGCUCCUGCGGGCCGUGCGCAAGGCCAAGCCCACCUUCACCCCCCCGCGGCCGCCCGUGCCCUCGCCCCAGGUCAACACCUCGCCGCUGCUCCGGGAGAUCUACGCCAAGCAGGAUCCCGCUGUGUCCUACCCGAGGCUGCACUUGUCCCUGAAGGAGCUGCAGGGCCUCUUCCAACAGCAGCUUCGCGUGGAGAUGGCCACCACCAUCACCGUGGAGUCCGUGGAGAAGGUUCCACUGCUGACCAAGGAGGUCCUGCAUGCGCGGAAGACCCUGGCAGGCCUGCGCACCCGAUGGAGGACGGCGCUGUACCGGGAGCUGCAAGAGACCAAGGAGAGCGAGGCCCACGCUGCUCGAGAAGGCCGCCUCUCACUCUUCCCGUACCUGUGCCUGCUCAGCGAGAAGGAGGUUGUGAGGAUGCUGCUGCAGACCCUGCAGGCGCUGCCCGCGCAGGGAGAGUCACUUCUCUUCCUGGCACACGAGCUGGGUCUGCGCGUCUUCAAGAGGAAGCAGCUCAGAAACGAGGUGCAGGAACUGGAGCAGCGCUACUCCAAGUACCUGCACCUGCUGGCCUCCGACACCCAGGUGGCGGAACCGUGCCUGCCACGGCAGCAUUGGGAGGCACUGGGGGUGCCUGAGGCCCCCCACGAGCAGCCCUGGCCCAUGUCAGUGGUGGUGCAGCUGGGCAAGCAGCUGGCGGAGGUGCUGGUGCGGGCCGCGCAGAUGCCCAGCAGCCUGGCAGCGCCCCGGAGCCCUGGCACACUCAUCCCUGUGCUCUACCACGUGUACUCCUUCCGCAGCUUCCGCCAGAUCGGGAUCCUGAAGCCUCACCCGGCCUUCACGCAGCUGCUGGAGACGGCGGCAGAGCGCACACUGACCUUUGAGUCGACGGACGUGCCCAUGCUGUGCCCACCACUGCCCUGGACGUCGCCCCACUCGGGCGCCUUUCUGCUGAGCCCCACCAGAAUGAUGCGCUCAGUGGAGGGCAGCCAGCAGCACCAGCUCCUGCUGGAGCGCUGCCCGCCUGCCGAGCUGCACGGCGCCCUGGAUGCCCUCACCCAGCUGGGCAACUGUGCCUGGCGGGUCAACGGGCGCGUGCUGGACCUGGUGCUGGAGCUCUUCACUGACAAGGGCUGCCCUCGCCUGGGUGUGCCCGCCCCGCCCUCCGAGGCCCCCCGGCCACCCGAGGGCCGUCAGGCUCCCAAGCGCUGCUUGCUGCCCGAGGUCUCGCCUGCUGAAAAGGCUGAGAUGCGGCGGGAGCUGGCCCGGCGCCUGAAGGUGGCACGGGAGAUGCAGAGCCUGCGCGCCGAUGCACUGUACCGCCUGUCGCUGGCCCAGCACCUGCGGCACCGUGUCUUCUGGCUGCCGCACAACAUGGACUUCCGCGGCCGGACCUAUCCGUGCUCACCGCAUUUCAACCACCUGGGCAGCGACCUGGCCCGCGCACUGCUGGAGUUCGCCCAGGGCCGCCCGCUCGGCCCCCACGGCCUCAACUGGCUCAAGAUCCACCUGGUCAACCUCACGGGGCUCAAGAAGCGCGAGUCGCUGCAGGCACGCCGGGACUAUGCGGACGAGCUGAUGGAGGACAUCCUGGACUCGGCGGACCGGCCCAUGACGGGCCGCAAGUGGUGGAUGGAGGCGGAUGAGCCCUGGCAAGCCCUGGCCUGCUGCAUGGAGGUUGCCCGGGCGGUGCGUGCCCCCGACCCCACCGCCUACGUCUCCCACUUCCCAGUUCACCAGGACGGCUCCUGUAACGGCCUGCAGCACUACGCUGCCCUGGGCCGGGACAGCGUGGGGGCCGCCUCUGUCAACCUGUUGCCCUCGGACCUGCCGCAGGACGUGUACAGUGAGGUGGCUGCACAGGUGGAGGUGUUCCGCAGGCAGGACGCGGAACAGGGUGUGCAGGUAGCCCAGGUGCUGGAGGGUUUCAUCAGCCGCAAGGUGGUCAAGCAGACGGUGAUGACCGUAGUGUACGGGGUCACCCGCUACGGGGGCCGCCUGCAGAUCGAGAAGCGCCUCCGGGAGAUCCACGACUUCCCCCAGGUGCGCGGGGCCGAGACUCCAGAUCCUGCUGGCCACUGGGCAGCAGGCGAUCCUGACACAGGGUCUUGUCUCUGCCCACCGUGGGGUCCUCCAGCGGGGCCCAUGGGAGCGAGCCCACCCCCUCAGAGUGCGCGAGGUCACUGGCCCAGGGCCAUCAGGCGUUGUAGAGGGAACCUGGGCCCCGCCCACGCCCUCCCCUCGCCCUCUCCCCAGGACUUCGUGUGGGAGGCUUCUCACUACCUCGUGCGCCAGGUGUUCAACAGCCUGCAGGAGAUGUUCUCGGGCACCCGGUCCAUCCAGCGCUGGCUGACCGAGAGCGCCCGGCUCAUCUCCCACACGGGCUCGGCCGUGGAGUGGGUCACGCCCCUGGGCAUCCCCAUCAUCCAGCCCUACCACCGUGACUCCAAGGUCAUGAUCAAAGGCGGGCUCCAGAGCCUCACCUUCAGCAGCAGCGUGGACACCAGCCAGAAGCCCAACACGCUGAAGCAGAAGAACGGCUUCCCGCCCAACUUCAUCCACUCACUGGACUCCUCACACAUGAUGCUCACGGCCCUGCACUGCUACAGGAAGGGCCUGACCUUCGUCUCGGUGCACGACUGCUUCUGGACCCACGCUGCUGACGUUGCGGUCAUGAACCAGGUCUGUCGCGAGCAGUUUGUCCGUCUGCACAGCCAGCCCAUUCUCCACAACCUGUCCAGGUUCCUGAUCGAGCGGUUCUGCUCUGACCCCAGGACCUCCAAGAGCAUCUGGGUCUCCAGGCUGAUGGACACGCUGCUGUCUGUGCCCAAGACAGGGACAUUCAACCUGGAGCAGGUGAAGCACUCCACGUACUUCUUCAGCUGACGGCCCAUGCUGCCUCCCUGUACCUUAGUGUGAAUAAAGGCAGCCACAGUGCUUGCCUGCUAGGAGGCACCUCCACCCUCAGAAGAAAUCCUAGCGCCCGUUCCUAUCCCUCCUCAGGGCCACGCAGGCUCACACUUGCCUCUGUGAAGUCGCCCCAAGCCCCUCCCCACUCCGUCCCUCCCAGACCUUCCCCUCUGGCACCACCUCCCUGGAAACAGGGCAGGGCACACGGCUGGCGCCCAGUAACUGCUUGCUGAGGGUCACGGGUUGAACCGUCCGCCCACCACCAUCAUACGCUGAAGUCCUGAGCCCUGGUACGUGUGAACGGGGCCAGAUGUGGAAACAGGGUCUUUGCAGGUGUGAUUGGUUAAGAUGAGGUCGUGCUGAACCCAGUGGCUGGUGUCCUUACAGAGGAGGGGACACAGAGACACAGAAACAGGCCACGUGAAGAUGAAGGAAGAGGCCCGGGUGACGUGUCCACAAGCCAAGGACACCGAGAACCAUGGGCCACAACAGGAGCUGGGAGGGGCAGGAAGGACCCUCCCUGGAGCCUCUGGAGUGAGCACCCCGCCCCUCACCUCCUGCAGGGGCCCGUGGGGCUCCCCCAGGACCCUCCUCCGCACGCGGACCCCCACCUCACCUCCCGCAGGGGCCCGUUGAGCUCGCCCAGGAUGCUGUCCUCGUCGAACAUCUUGCCCUGGUAGCGGUGCUCGUAGUAGUCAUGGAUCUUCUGGCGGAAGUCAGCAGGCAGCUUGUGGAAGGACAUGUACUGCUCCACCUGCUUGUACUGUAACAGGGCGGGGGGGGGCCCGGGUCAGCGGCCGCCGCUCCCGAGCCCCCGCUCCGAGUGGGCCUCGACUUAACAGCAACACGCUACGAGAUGCCCAGGGCGAUCUGAACUUCAGAUAAACGACCAAAAUGCCCCAGAUAAGGAUAUCCUGGGCAGGGGACUUCCCUGGUGGUGCAGUGGUCAAGAAUCCGCCUACCAGUGCAGGGGACACGGGUUCGAGCCCUGGUCCUGGAAGAUCCCACGUGCCGUGG
This is a messenger RNA of Delphinapterus leucas (beluga whale), 5494 nucleotides long. The record is from RefSeq and is a predicted model, not a curated record. Lineage: Eukaryota; Metazoa; Chordata; Mammalia; Artiodactyla; Monodontidae.